Magallana angulata is the source of this 3111-nucleotide messenger RNA. Its product is annotated as GTPase IMAP family member 4-like. Gene Ontology annotation, molecular function: GTP binding; protein binding. The transcript has 7 exons. NCBI's taxonomy places the organism in Eukaryota, Metazoa, Mollusca, Bivalvia, Ostreida, Ostreidae. Bases 207 to 1775 code for a protein of 522 amino acids. The record is from RefSeq and is a predicted model, not a curated record.
GAAACGGAAGAAUAUUGGUGUUAAAUUUCAGACUGCUGAGAUAAGAUAAAAGAUUUUAGUAGCAUGUCUUUCACUGAUUUUUAACAACUAGCAAAAGACAAAAUUGUAUGUGUUGACAAGUUGGGCAUGUCAAUACAUGCUUCGUGUCCUUAGGAAUCCGAAUACAACGCUAACUGUGUAAAAAAAAAAGUCAAGGAUGUCCAGCUAUGGAAAUCGAAUCAAUUGAAAAGUUAUUGCAAAGCUUGGAACUGGAAAGUUAUAUAAACUUAUUCAAACAAAAUGAGCUCGGGCUAAAAUUGUUGAUGUCAUUGUCUGACACGGAAUUGAAAGAAGCACUGACAGAACUCAAAUUACCUCUUGGAAACCGCUUACUGAUUAUCAAAAAGAUACAGGAAAUUAAAGCUGGAGGGGAUAGAUGCGAACACGACUCCACCGAGAAGGAAGCAGGGGACACCAGAAAUGAACCUAGAGUACCGUUGGAAACAGGGGACACCAGUAAAAAAUCAAAACAAAAAGCAGAGGAACACGUGAAGAAAGAGUGUUCAAACCAAAAUGUUGAAAAAGGAAAUGUAAAGGAUAUUAUUGGAUCGUUCGAAAAAAUAUCAAAACAUGUACCUUCGGGUGCUUUAAAUCCAGAUGUUCACAGGAAAAAGAAAGAUGAUGUAGAGGGUGAAAAUAAGGAGAAUGAAAUAAGAAUGGUGCUCAUAGGAAAAACAGGAUCAGGAAAAAGCGCUACGGGGAAUACCAUCCUUGGAGAAAAAAAGUUCACUUCCUCCACAUCUGGUUCAUCUGUCACUAGUAGUUGUUCACAGAAAUUUGCUCAUCGUUUUGGGAGCAAGAUUGUUAUUGUUGAUACUCCUGGUAUCUUUGAUACAAAACAAAGCAAUAAUAAGAUUCAACAGGAAAUUUUCAAAUGUGUCGGAAUCACCGCACCUGGCCCUCAUGCUUUCAUUUUAGUUCUUAGUCUGACAAGGUACACCGAGGAAGAAAAGAGAACUGUAGAGCAUUUUGUAAAGUACUUCGGAGACAAAAUUUACGGUUAUUUUAUUGUGCUUUUCACAAGAAAAGAUGAUCUUGAUGAUGAAGGAAAGAGUCUAUCCGAUCAUAUUAAAACCGUUCCGGGUGAACUCCAACUGUUUCUUAAGAAAUGUGGUGGGAGAGUAAUUGCCUUCAAUAACAAGCUUAAAGGGGAAGAGCAAGAUGCGCAAGUUUCGGCGUUAUUGUCAAUGAUUUCAGAAAACAUAAAACACAAUAAAGGUGAUUGCUAUACCAAUGAAAUGUACCAUGAAGCUGAAGCGCUUAUCCAGAAAAGAGAGAAAGAAAUCAUACAGAAAGCGAAGAUUGAACGAGAAAAAGAGCAAAAAGAUAUUGAUAAAAAGUUAGCUAAAGAGUAUAAAUCAAAGUUAGUUGAGAAAACUGAUAAAUUUAAUGAAACGCAAACGCAGCUUGAAGAGAUAAUACGGGCAAUUCAUGCACAGGAAAAAUCAGAAAAUGUUAUGGAUACUAAAAUGAAAGGUUCUGAGAAAAAGGUGCAGAGUACGCAAUCAAUGGGGAUGAAAAGAGAUGAAUUAAAACAAAAGCUGGAAGGAUUGCUUAAAAACAAAAUGGAUUUAGAAAAGAAGCAAGAAGAAGACAGAAGGGAAAUGGAACGCAAAGCACAGGAGAAAUUUAAGAUACAACAAAGAAAUGCUCGUAAUGUAGUUCGAGAGGAAGUUGAACAAGAGAAGGGUUUCUUUUCAAGGGCUUGGAGUCACCUGAAAUCUUAUUUUUCGUAAAAAGCAAUCGUCACUCAAAGAACUCAUCUGUUUGUGUAAUCUUCACUGCCAUUAGACUCUAAUCCGCCACAGAUAACGAUUUAUUGAGAAACGUUCUUGCGCUGCACAUUGGUUUUAGAGUAGCUUUAGUCGGUUACAAGGAAAAUUGACUGACCCUUGAAAACAUUUUGAGAUGUGUUAUACUUAUGUGUGGUAUACACAUAUCCUUCUCAAAUUCUGAACGUUUUCUUAAAUUUAACUGCAGCAUAGAUUAAACCCUUUCUUUAAACCCUGUUCUUAAAAUACACAUUCCUAUCCCAACGUAUUCUUGUAUAUGGUAAUAACACUCACGUCUUUUGAUGAUCAGUUAAUGUGUGUUUUUUUUUCUAUUAAUUUUUUAUCUUUUUUAAAUUUCUUUUGAAAAGGAUAUUAAAUAAAGUACAGACUGCCGUAGAUACUUUGAGUGAUGUAUUUUUCUUGCUUUAAUUCAUUGUUUCAUACUUACUGGGAUUAAUUGUGGCGUGUUAUUGUUAUAUAUCUAUUAUAUUUCAAAGAGAUUUUCAUCAUAUUGUAUUCAUCUUUUUAAAAAACUUUAUGAUUUGAUUUGUUAGAUCCUUGGUCGAUUACCUCUAAAGGAUUGAGCAUAUUUUUCUUUGCUAUACUUUUUGUUAUUUGUUUUUAUAUUUUCUCUGUAUUAUUGUCGUACCUACCAUAUCAUCGGGCAAUUUAUUGUACCUAUAAAUGGAAAAUUGGAUAAACUAAAUAUGUCUUUAAGAUAUUAAGGAGUUCGCUUUUUAAUCACGCGAUGUCGAAUAUUUAACUAAUACGACGUAAAUGUAUAAAUUUUAUGAUUAAGAUUUGUCGAAUUCUUUCUUACUGAAAUUAAAUUUUAUACUUCUUCUUGUUCUAAUCUUACAGUUUUAAUUUUUAUUUGAAAAAAAAUAUUGCUAGAAAUGAUGUCAUCCAAGCAAUACAUUAAUACUACAUUUAUUCCAAGUAUGAUGUCUCUAAAUAAUAUAAUGCUGUUUGAAUUACUAGUAUAAUGAUAAUGUAGUUUCAUUAACACAUGGAUAAAAAUUGUUGAGGUUUUGUAAGUCUCAACUGAUAUAAGCGAAUCAAACUUUAUACAAUUAAUUUUUAGGAAACAAAAAUGUUUAUUCUGAAAAAUAAAUCAUUAUAUAUUUUUAACACUGAUUUUUUCUAUAAUGUAUCAUGUUGAUUACUGCUGAUUUGAAAUAGAUGAACAAUGGACACAAUCACUUUUAACGCUUAAUGACAAUAUUUAUACUUCAUUAAAUAAAUGUUAAAAAAUGUAUAUAAAUGAAGAGAUCUUUCUGCUACAAUAGAAACCACGUUU